This is a messenger RNA of Protopolystoma xenopodis, 216 nucleotides long. Lineage: Eukaryota; Metazoa; Platyhelminthes; Monogenea; Polystomatidea; Polystomatidae. The record is from the annotation of a GenBank genome assembly.
AUGCUGUCAGUGUUGCCCAAACCCAUGCUGGGCUCUCUGAGCUCCCAGAUCGGCCACCAACGCCUCGUCGAGCCCUUGUGGUCCGUUUGUCAACCGGGGAGCAAAUGGAUCGCUCGUGCAAUCUACAUUACUGAUCGUUCACUUGUUGAGGAGAAUCGAUCUCCCACAGAUGUAAGUCGUCAUACUGUUAUCUAUUCUACCGAUUUCAUUGGGUAA